Molecule: messenger RNA, 3408 nt
Organism: Apis dorsata (giant honeybee)
Lineage: Eukaryota; Metazoa; Arthropoda; Insecta; Hymenoptera; Apidae
Gene: InR-2
Product: insulin receptor-like
Exons: 11
Coding region: 475-3408 (977 amino acids)
Biological process (GO): positive regulation of MAPK cascade; multicellular organism development; protein phosphorylation
Cellular component (GO): membrane; insulin receptor complex; axon
Molecular function (GO): ATP binding; insulin receptor activity; insulin receptor substrate binding
Source: RefSeq, a predicted model, not a curated record
CCACGGCCCAAGCCCGACGACCCUUCCUCGAGCAGCUACGCGUCCAGCGUGGUGCGGUGGAACAGGACGACGGGGAGGUCGCCCGCAACCGAGCAGCAGACGUUCACCUGGACCAUUUUGUUCCUAUUGGUACUCGUGUUCUCCGCUUCCGCGGACCUGCAGAAGGCUACGUCCAGAGAACGUUCCUCCAAAGAAGAGGGAGUGUGCCAAAGCAUAGACAUAAGAAACGCCGUGCGUCACUUCUCAAGACUGAAGGGAUGCCGACUAGUCGAAGGAUUCGUACAAAUUUUGCUGAUCGACAACGCCGAGUCAUCCGAGUACACCAACAUCUCUUUCCCGGAGCUGAGAGAGAUCACCGGAUACCUGCUUCUCUAUAGGGUAAAAGGAUUGCGCAGCAUCGGUCGCCUGUUCCCCAACCUGACCGUGAUCCGUGGCCACUCUCUGUUCAUCAACUACGCCCUCGUGGCUUUCGAGAUGAUGAAUCUGCAGGAGAUCGGGCUGCACAGCUUAACCACCAUCGUGAGGGGCUCCGUCCGUUUCGAGAAGAACCCCGCGCUCUGCUACGUGGACACGAUCGACUGGGACCUGAUCGCCAAGGCUGGCAAAGGGGAGCACGUGAUCGCGGGGAACAAUCCAAAAAACGGGUGCCCGGUGUGCGAGAAGCACUGUCCGCAAAGACUGACCAAGCAGGAUGAAUACCUCUGNGGGCGCCGUACGCCUUCUAACCAGUCUGCGACCGGAAGUGCGAGAACAACGCAUGCGACGAGGCCGGGAAUUNGGCUGAGCACGAUAGAGGAGAUAGACGGUUACCUGAAGAUCGUGCGCAGCUUCCCCCUCAUAUCCCUCAACUUCCUCAAGAAUCUUCGAGUGAUAAGGGGCAACGACAUCGACAACUCCAAGUACACCCUGCUCGUGAUGGACAAUCAGAAUCUGCAGGAGUUGUGGGACUGGAGCUUGCACAAGGAGAUGAGGAUACUGUCGAAGGAGGGGAAGCCGGGGAAGAUAUUCUUCCACCUGAAUCCGAAACUGUGCCUGUACAAGAUCGAGAUGCUGAGGGAGAAGGCGGGCCUGGGCCCGUUCACGGAUUACGAGGUGGCGCCGAACAGCAACGGGGACAAGGUGGCGUGCAACGUGACCGAGUUGAGGACGAGGGUGGGGAAGAAGUCGCCGUGGGGGGCGGUGAUCGAGUGGGAGCCGUUCAUCCACCACGACGCGAGAUCGCUGCUCGGCUACGUGGUUUACUUCAUCGAGGCGCCCAACAGGAACGUGACCAUGUACGACGGAAGGGACGCGUGCGGGGGGGACGGCUGGAAGGUGGACGACGUCUCCGCGAGCACCAACUCGUCCCUGAUGGACAGCAGGCAGGAGAAGAGCGUGCACACCCACUACUUGUCCCAGCUGAAGCCGUACACCCAGUACGCCUAUUACGUGAAGACUUACACGAUCGCGACCGAGAGGUCCGGGGCGCAGAGCAACCUCACGUACUUCAGGACCAUGCCCGAGGCGCCCAGCUCGCCCAGGUCUCUCAUCACGUGGAGCAACUCGAGCAGCGAGUUGCUCAUGUCCUGGCUACCGCCCCUCCACAACAACGCCCACCUCACCCAUUACCGCAUCACGGGCAAGUGGGAGCCGGACGAUCCGAAUUUCAUCGAUCAGCGAAACUAUUGCGAGGAACCCAUGAUGCUGUCCGACAAGAAACCGAUCACCCUCGCCGAGGAGGAGAGGAAACGGAUGGAGGAGGAGAAGGAGCAGAUGGUGCCCGAAACGGGGACCUGCGAGUGCGCCGAUCGGGAGACCGAUCAAUCUCUAAGGGAGAAAGAGGCGUCGAGCGCGAUCGAUUUCGAGGACGCGUUGCACAACCAAGUGUACGUGAAACGUAAACCGAGGAGGAAGCGGGACGUCUCGGAUAUAUUGUUCAGGAAAACGAAAUCGUUGGAUCAGCCCGUGAACAAGAAGGUGAACGGAACGUAUAUAACAUUCGAGGAGAACGUGCCAAGCACGAAUCGUUCCUUCGUGAUGAAAGAUCUCCGCCACUUCGCCGCGUACAACAUCGAGGUGCAGGCGUGCAGGGCGCAGGAGAUGAACGACACUUACAAGAAAUGCUCGACCAAGAGCAUGAGGACGUAUCGCACGUUGCCGUUGGAGAGCGCCGACAACAUUCCCCCGAAUACGUUCAAGAUGAGCAUAUCGGGCGAGAACAACAGCCUCACCAUGGUCACGCUUCAAUGGGACGAGCCACCGCAGCCCAACGGCCUGAUCAUCACCUAUCAGAUCGAGUACAAGAGGGUCGACAUACAGAACUAUAAACCGACCGUGGUGUGCAUCACGAGGCGGGACUUCACCAAGGCUGGCAACUCGUACGUCCUCAAGGAGCUUCCAGCGGGGAAUUAUUCGGUGAAAGUUCGAGCGACGNGCCUCGCGGGGAACGGGGCGUACACCCACGUGAAAUACUUCUACAUCGAGGAACGGAACACUAUGAACACGUUCUGGAUAGUGUUCUGGCUCCUGUUCUGCGCCGUCCUCGUCGUCUUCGGCUCGGUCGCUUUCUACGCGUGUAAACGGAAAUUUUUGAGGAACGUGCCCAACGUGACGCUGAUCGCCACCGUGAAUCCCGAGUACGUGAGCACGCCGUACGUAUUGGACGAGUGGGAGGUGCCCAGGGAGAAGAUCGAGAUGCUGAGGUCGCUGGGGACCGGCACGUUCGGUAUGGUGUACGAGGGAAUCGCGAAGGACAUCGUGAAAGGGAAGUCGGAGGUUCGCUGCGCCGUGAAGACGGUGAACAAGGACGCGACCGAUCGAGAGCGAAUCGAGUUUCUCAACGAGGCGUCCGUGAUGAAAGGUUUCGACGCUCACCACGUGGUGAAGCUGUUAGGCGUGGUGACCCGUGGUCAGCCAACGUUGGUGAUCAUGGAGCUGAUGGUGAACGGGGAUCUGAAGAGGUAUCUGAGGAGCCACAGGCCGUGCGAGAACAUGUCGAACGCGCCCCCAAAAUUGGACAGGAUACUGCAGAUGGCGAUCGAAAUAGCGGACGGGAUGGCUUAUCUGUCCACCAAGAAGUUCGUGCAUCGAGAUCUGGCGGCCCGAAAUUGCAUGGUGGCCGAAGACUUGACGGUGAAGGUGGGCGACUUUGGAAUGACCAGGGACAUCUACGAGAGGGAUUAUUAUAGGAAGGGGAGCAAGGGUUUGUUGCCGGUCAGGUGGAUGGCGCCCGAGAGUCUGAAGGACGGUGUGUUCAGCAGCUAUUCCGACGUGUGGAGUUACGGUGUCGUUCUCUGGGAAAUGGUCACCUUCGCGUCCCAGCCUUAUCAAGGUUUAUCCAACGAGCAGAAGGAGGCGUUGUCGCCCGUCGAAUACGUGAACAAACCCGAGACGUUGAACAACGGGUACAUAGGUGGCACGACCACGUAG